AUGGGCACCCAAUUGGUCUCGGCGGACGCCAUGAACAAGCUGGAAGACUUGUCGGGCAUCACCGUCCUGCCCGGGCAGAACCCGUACAAUGCCUUGAUCAAGGCCUGCAAUGACAGCUCUGCAGAGAUACAGGCUCUAUACCAUACCCACAGGGUAAAGAGGAACGAGCAGCAGAAGCAAAAGUUCAUGGCCCCCAGCUACGAGGGGCUCAUCAUAGAUCGUAUCCUCCUGCGGCUGGAGAACCCUGAGAUAGAGCCGGGCUUCAAGGACCCCCGCAACUGCUUCGUCUUCUGGGCCCGUCCGCCCGAACACAUCUUGAGGCUCGCGGCCCACGUACAGGCCCUCCUCAAGAAGGCUGCCCCGAGCGUCUGGCUCAUGCCCCAGCACCGUAUGCACCUCACUACCCUCGAGGUGACACACUCCAAGACGCCAGAGGAGAUCAUCGCCUUGACCGACACGAUGCGCUCUGUGAUCCCCUACAUCACCGACUACACCUACUCCCACCGCGCGCGCCUUGUGAAGCCCAUGGUCUCGUACGACCUCUCCGCCUUCGCCCUCUCCUUCCUCACGGCCGCGGGCGAGCCGCCCCUAGGACCCCCUCCCGCGACCACCGCGGCGCAGAAGGCCGUCGUCGAGGGCGACGGCUACACGUACCACCACCUCCGUCGGGACGUCUUCGACCUGGCGCGGUCGACGGGCGUGUCGAUCGAGUCCCGGUACCAGGUGCCGAGCGCGCACAUCACGCUGGGACGGUACCUCACCGAGGAGGACCACGCAACGCCCGAGGCGCGGGCACGGUGGGUCGAGGCCAUCGACACGGUAAACGCGUGGCUCGAGGGCGAAGUUUGGGACCUCAAGGACGGGGAAUGGGUCGGCGAGUGGGUUGUCGGCCAAGAGAGGGGGCUGGAAGCGCGGAACGGACGGCUGUGGUACGGAGGGGGACGGACAAUCAGGCUCGGGGAGGGUUUCUGA
This is a messenger RNA of Colletotrichum graminicola M1.001, 972 nucleotides long. RefSeq lists its product as uncharacterized. The coding region runs from base 1 to 972 and encodes 323 amino acids. Lineage: Eukaryota; Fungi; Ascomycota; Sordariomycetes; Glomerellales; Glomerellaceae. The transcript is spliced from 3 exons. The record is from RefSeq and is a predicted model, not a curated record.